Molecule: messenger RNA, 1127 nt
Organism: Leguminivora glycinivorella
Lineage: Eukaryota; Metazoa; Arthropoda; Insecta; Lepidoptera; Tortricidae
Product: lectizyme-like
Exons: 5
Coding region: 1-984 (327 amino acids)
Biological process (GO): proteolysis
Molecular function (GO): serine-type endopeptidase activity
Source: RefSeq, a predicted model, not a curated record
AUGAAGUCGCACGUAUUAUUACUGCUGAUGUUUUGUUCUGGCUUUAGAGCACAUAAAGCAGCGAAUGAAAAGCCAGACGGUAAGCUGAUUGGUGGGCUGAGCACUAAGCCUUCCAAGCACCCAUACCUAGUCUCCAUACAGACACGGUUCUUCAGGAUUCGAGCGCAUAUAUGCGGAGGGACAUUACUUAGUGAAAGUUGGAUUCUCUCAGCGGGGCACUGCGUGACAGAGUCCUUCAUAGUGAAGUGGCUUCCAAUGGAUGCUGUAGCUGGAUCGAAUAAUGCACACGAGAUGCAUGGUUUGGGCUUCGGUCCUGACGCGCAAAUCGCCCCUGUUGACCGUCGUAUAGCGCAUCCUAAUUAUGCUGGUGGCAUCGGACCAAAUGAUAUAGCAGUCCUUCACACUAGCAACCCAUUCAAGUUUACAAAAUUCAUACAACCAGCAAUGCUGCCUCUGAUUUCGAAAGCAACGUACGAAUCUCCACUGACGUUGACUGGGUGGGGUAUAUUGAAAACUACGUUCUUCUUUCCUGAUCUGCCGAGGUAUCUGCAAGAAGUCAAUGUUACCUUCAUUCCAUACAAGGAAUGCUACGAGGCUAUAGAAUCAAUAAAAGACAAAGGUGAAACAAACCCCCUAGAUGAAAAGUCCAACAUCUGCACAGGACCCUUAUCUGGCGGUGUCUCAGCCUGCAGCGGGGACUCCGGUGGACCUUUAAUACAAUUCAUAAACGAAUAUGACAACAUAAUUAAUGAAGAUGAAGAUGAAGAUAAUCUUACUGCGGAAUUGAAUGAUAAUUACCUGUUGAAGCUCCCUAAUCGUAAAGGAGAAAAAAGGAAAAGUAAGGAAGAAACAGACACUAAAAUAAGUCCAAUGGUGGUCGGUGUUGUAUCUUGGGGUUCAACACCUUGUGGUGAUAAAGGCGCCCCAACAGUAUACACUAAAGUAAAUAACUUUUUAGAUUUCAUUAAUACACAUGUCAUAUAACAUUUGUUUUAUUUUAUAAAAUUAGUACAAAAUAACUUAUCACGAUUACCCUACUUAAAUCUACUAGGUGAAACCAAAUUGGUAAUAAAAAAUUCUGGAUGAUUACGAUCAACUUUUACUAUGGGACUUAUAUGGAAUUCGGC